GUAUUUUCUAAGACACACUGACUUACACAGUGCUCUCUGUAUUGCUGUGACUGUAGACAGUGUUUUGUAUAUUUUUACUACACGUAUCCAGGUUUUGAUUUGUUUUUUAUGGAAUAUACCAAAUGAGUGUGAUUACCAAAGGAAUGGCUUGAAACUACUCAUUUUUGUUUGCUACUUAAAAGGAAUACAGAGCUAUGCAUAGAUCACUGAGUUUGAGAUUAUCCAGAAGACUACAUGAGUACAGCUACCCAGUGGAGAGCGGGACUCUCCCCAUGAGAGGCAAGAAGGAAAAGAUGGCGAAAAAGAAGCUGGAGCAAAAGAAAGCCUACAGUCUAGAGGAAGCUCAGCUCGAGAUUGAGCAGCAGCACAAAAGCCAGAGCAGGCCGGCCCUGCCCAGGUCUCAGACAGUCGGAGGGUCUUUGGAAAGGAACGACAGCAUCAACUCAAGAAGUAGCUUCAUGAAGCACAACAAAACAUUCCACAAACUCUUUCCAGACAUCCCUGAGAGCGAAGACUUAUUACACGCCUACAUUUGUGCUCUGCAAAGGGAGGUACCAUACCAUGGCCGUCUCUAUAUCACAGAAAACAACGUAUGCUUUCACUCCUCUGUGCUUCUCAAGGCAACGAAGGUGGUGAUCCCUGUGUCUAAUAUCACUGUCCUGAAGAAGCAGAAUACAGCGCUGCUGGUGCCAAACGCUCUGUCUAUCCGCAGCAACCUUGGAGAGAAGUAUUUAUUUGUGUCUCUGCGGAACCGGGAAGGCUGCUACAGGCUGCUGCGUGCUGUUUGCUUACAUCUGGAGGACGGCAGCGCCAACAGCAGCCCUCUUUUCUCAUCCGCCGAGAACAGCUUUGAUCAAGCCAAACUGGUGAACUCAAGUCAGUCGAGCCUGACUGACGCCUAUGAAGAGCUUGAUGGAACAGACUCUGGACUUUUACUGCAACCUCCUCCUACUAAACUUCACAGAGCCUCCAUCUCGAAUGGAAGUCCUCCAACUCAAAGAAGUCUUCACAAAGAAGUAGAUGAGAGUCACGCAGAGGAGCACAUGGGAGGCUCAUGGAUGUGGAGUGUGACUGACGGAGCUAGAUCACUGCUCAUCCAAAGAGAAGCCCCUAACCUCAACACUCUGCUGCUCAUCUACUUAAUGCUGGUGGUGCUGCUCGUGCUCUCCUCUGGGUAUAUCGGUUUGCGCAUCGUGGCUCUGGAGGAGCAGCUGACUACUCUGGGAGCCUUGCCUGAAUUUACUCUACACAGCGGGUACAAGGACACAUAAAUAUGCCAGAGAAAGAAGAGAAGUGUUUAUCUGUUGACCCUGAGGAGGAAAGACAGCUUCGAAAGUGUCAGUCCGUAUUUCAAUGUUUCGCAGAAGCCCUCAGAAGAGCCAAAGUGCUGUGAGCAUUAUUCACUCUCGGCAAGAAGAAAACCAAAGUGCUCUGUGAUGCCGCAUCAUACCAGGAGUCUUGUGCUGCAUUCAAUCCUCACAACAAUCUAAAAAAGGCUCUGAGUGGGAGGGGGUGGGGCAGUUUCCAAAGAACGGCUGUCUGCUGGUGUAACCUGCUUCCACUUUUCCACCUUUAAUCUCACCUUGGUUGAUGAUUGAAACUUUCAUCCUUUCUGAUCAGGCUCCUCUCGUGAAGAUGAUUUUUUCUCUCUCUUUUUCGAAUCACCAAGUUGCAGUAUUACACCUUGCUUUGGCAUGAUUCAGAAAUUCAUGAAUGAUCAUUGCUUGGUGGCCAAUAAUGUGGCAUAAUUUAUGGAUGUAUGCAUCUUCUAUGCACAAAGUAAUCUCCUGAUCAGGUAUUUUUAGCCUCUUUUAUUUCACUUUUGUACUUUGAUCGUCAAUUUAAUCGACAGCCGCUUGUUAUCAGAUGAAGUCUUCAAAAGAUUCAGAGGCGCUGUGCAGCCUGGACAUUUUCUUUUCAGACUCACCAGACAAAAAGACUGUGACGUGUCUGAAAGUCAAAAGUGGCAAAAAAAAAAAGAAAAAGAAAAAAAAAAAAGGGAGUAACAUACUUGAGUCACAUUUCAAGAACUGGCAACCCUUUCUUUGAGAUGGUCCAAUAUAUGCAUGGUUAGAUUAAGUGUAUGAGAUUGUACAUACGAUUGAAAAAUAAGAGAAGUCAAUCAGUGCACUUUAAUGUGUGUCGCAUGUACGAAGACAAAAUACUGUAGAAUGAGGAAGUCUGCUAUCAAUCACCACCACUGGGUCUGGAGUAUUAUCCAGCAUUAUGCUUCAUUUACUUACACAUACUUCGUGCUUUUCUACGUACCAGGGUGACCACAGUAUACAGUUUCAAUUCAUACAUCUUCUUCAAAUAUGUCAAAUGACUGUUAUAGUGAAAAUAUGGAAACACCUUGCACUUAAGGAAAAUACUCAAAUCACAGGCAACAACUCUCUUAAAAUCUUUCUGUUAAAACUCUAGUAUGCUGUAAUUCAUUCUCUAAAUUUGGAGAAAUGUUUAAAGCAGCAAGAAUGAAAGCAAGUGAAUUUUCAUUUCCCUAAAUCCUAGUCCAAGGGCACGAAGCUAACACGGACUUUUAUAUAACACAACCUUCUGUUGCAAGCAACACUGGUAUUAUCCAUUACUAAACAUCUUAAAACAGAUUUGUGUGAGAAAACAUAAUCAAUCGUGCCUGAUUAGGAAUAGCCUUAAAUCUUGUACAUGUGAAUUCAAAUGGAAGACUUGGAUUUAAACUAUCGGUAAUCCAACUUAAUAAGCACAGGAUGUGUGGACACUCUGGUGCACUUUUUGUGUUUCAGGUGGGGUUAAAAUCUUUAUCCAUGACAGAUUUCUCUGCUCGACAGCUUUCCAUUUUACAGUUGACCUGUAAAAUGGUAGCGAAAUCACACCAUCCAGAACAUCAUGUAUAUCAUCACAGAUGUAGUUAUGGUGUCACAUUUAGACUGGCGUAUCAUACUGAUGUCAUGUCUCAUUGCACUGCUCAAUGUAAAGUCUCGCAUCCUGUGGAAGUGCACAAGCACAGGACAGACGUGCACACGUGGUGCAUGUAGGUGAAAGAGUACAACGCCAGCUUCAGAUGGUGCUAGAGUCUUUUUACUCAGGGCUUUUCCCAGUCAGCGCCCUGUUCCUGUCAGUCGAGUAUAAUGUACAGCUGUGCUUUCUCAGCACAUAAUGCUAAUAAUUUGAGUGUGUUACAGCAGGGAAAGCACAUGAUGAAGUCAGCUCUGGGAUUUCUGCCUCAAUAAUUUUGCUGCUCGGUUAUCUCAGAUUAACCCAAUGCUAAAUCCAUCUGUGUUCAGUACUAAUUACAACACCUGUGUACCACCAAGACAGUCUGUUUGAUGAUUUCUUUUUUUUUUGUAUUUUUUUUUUUUUUUAGUUCUUGGAUUGUUUGUUUUUUAAUAUAUAUUUAAAGAUCUAUCUAUACCCCAAUAAUGGUGCAUGUUGAUCAUCCCGCUGGGGUAUUUCAGUCUCUGAUUUAGUUUGAUUUCCUGAUUUGAUGGACCAUUUUAUCUUUAUCGAGUAAAGAGGAAAGAAGUGUUGCACAGAGACUAAUUAGAGACUAGCAGUGUUGGACUUGACUCACUCUGAGCUUUUGUAAUUCCCUUUCAAUAACAACGCAGGAAUUCAACAAGUGUGUCAUUUCUGUUUGCACUACUGAAUGAUAUGUAAAUAUUAUUUUGUAUUGAUUUGUCUUAAAACGAAUCCCCGCUGAUCUAUUUAUUGCAUUUUCUGUAAGGCAAAGUGAUCUCUGUGAGACCGGCUUUCACAUUUGAAUAAAUCAAAUGAUGGGGGAGAAAAUA
Messenger RNA from Tachysurus vachellii, 3764 nucleotides. RefSeq names its product GRAM domain-containing protein 2B. Lineage: Eukaryota; Metazoa; Chordata; Actinopteri; Siluriformes; Bagridae. The record is from RefSeq and is a predicted model, not a curated record. The transcript is spliced from 12 exons. Bases 195 to 1271 code for a protein of 358 amino acids.